CCAAGAAAAGGAAACUGAUCCCCCAAUUUCGGUUUAACCUAUAUAAACCGCGGAUUGAGCCGAGAGCGAGGGCACCCACCGAUUGAUUCUUCGUCGGAGUCGCAGAUUCAGAGGAGAAAAGCAGCAACCAAGAUCCGAACGAGCCCUUGGGUUGCUCAACCGGAUCGAGAGAUAGAGAGAGAGAGGAAGGGGCGGAGGGGCGAUGGGGGAGAUGAACUGGGUGAGCAGGAAGAUCCACCUCUACAACGUCACCAUGGGCCUCUACAUGCUCGAUUGGUGGGAGCGCUGCCUCUUCAACAUAAUGGUGCUGAUCCUGCUCUGGUUCAUCUGCUUCAAUGGCUCUCGCUUUGCCAGCGACGUCUUCGAGAGCCACCUGAAGUCUCGGAUUAUGCCCAGUGGAAACUAUGGCAUGGGUGUAAACAUGCCCUCCACCUAAGCCUGCAUUGACAAGUAAAAAAUAAGGAGGAAGUGGGUUAUGAAAUUAUGGAAGCGGCUCAAAUAACUUACAUUGUAGUUCUGUGUACGAACUAGUUCCAAAAUGAAAUCUGGUUGUGAUUAAUU
Oryza brachyantha (malo sina) is the source of this 561-nucleotide messenger RNA. RefSeq lists its product as uncharacterized. The record is from RefSeq and is a predicted model, not a curated record. The transcript is spliced from 3 exons. NCBI's taxonomy places the organism in Eukaryota, Viridiplantae, Streptophyta, Magnoliopsida, Poales, Poaceae. Bases 203 to 436 code for a protein of 77 amino acids.